UUCUUCGAAAGCAACGCUCUAAGCAUUUUCACGACCCAAUUAUAGCAGUAGUUCUUCGAUUGCGAUGCCAAUUGGUUUGUUCGAAAACCGCUCAAGGUACACGUUAAGAAAAUGAUCAAACGAUUCGGUAUUCUCGUCCUGGUAAUCGCGAACGUUUCGGUGCUGGCGAAUUUAAUCAAAGAGGCAGCAUCGCUGGACUCCUUCGAAAACGACACUGAUGAGGCUUCGAGUUUGAGUCCCGACUUUGCCAGGAGACUGAAACCGACAGAAGACGCGCUUUUACUUUUCAUAAACAAGCUCGUCAACACUGGCUACAUAUCCUCAAAGAUAACCCUGAGCAGGAUAGAGAAGGCGAGCGACAAGAGACGCGAAAUCGGAGAACAAGUCGCUAGGAUUCUGGAUGAACUGCCGAGCUACAGAGACAAGGUGCCUUUGGUGGACGAAAUUCCUCACGUUCUCAAAUAAAAAGGCAGUCGUUUUUAUGGCAGUUCGCACCACGUUCUACUUAACCGUCGUUUUCAUCGUCGUAUUCGCGAAUCUGGCGAUUUUUUUCAUGUUAUGUUUAUGUUUUUAUUGUUUGAGACGAUUCGUUGUCAUCUAAACGAUCUGAAUAAACUUUUCGCCUCCUA
Molecule: messenger RNA, 629 nt
Organism: Cylas formicarius (sweet potato weevil)
Lineage: Eukaryota; Metazoa; Arthropoda; Insecta; Coleoptera; Brentidae
Exons: 3
Coding region: 112-465 (117 amino acids)
Biological process (GO): RNA processing
Cellular component (GO): nuclear exosome (RNase complex)
Source: RefSeq, a predicted model, not a curated record